This is a messenger RNA of Cooperia oncophora, 1695 nucleotides long. The record is from the annotation of a GenBank genome assembly. Lineage: Eukaryota; Metazoa; Nematoda; Chromadorea; Rhabditida; Trichostrongylidae.
AUGAGGAACAGAGUAACCACUCUCCAGGUGUGCCAAGAAACAGCUGUGGUCAAAGAGGAGAAACCUGAUACUCGUAAACCAAGAGUAUCCUUCACAUUGGCUGAUGACGAAGAGUCAAACGAUGGUGUCUCAAUUUUCAACGGAUUAGGUGCUCCCGGCGAAGCUCACGAAAUGGGCAAUAAAACGAAUAAAAGAAAGAAAGAGAAAGACGUGCGAUUCGCUCCAGAUGUGCAACAGGCCGAAAAACCGUCCACUAGCCAGCAGAAAGCGCCUACUGCCAGUUCGUCAAGAGCAGAGCAGGAAGAGGAAGACAUUCUUCCAAUCAAACCACUCAAUGAAGAGGACUUACGAGCUUUCAUCAAAUGCCAGAUUCUCAUCUCUAAUUUUUCUCAAGAACAACUCAAUAGAUACGAGAUGUAUAGAAGAUACUUUUCAUUUCGUCGAAAACUCCGUUUUCCUUCUGCUAACUCGUUUGGAUGCCUUAUCUCUGGCGAGAUCUACUCUACGUCGUGGGCGACAUUCAUUUGCAUCUUUAAAGCUGCCGCUUUUAGAUCUUCUUUCCCGAAAUCGACUAUACGUCGACUUAUACAUCAAUUUACUGGCGCUAAUUUUGGCAGAACGUGCUCAUUGGUUGCAGGACUGCAAAGGGCUGUUUUCGCUUGUGAACUGGUCGAGGAGGCGUUGGAUAUUCAAGCGAAGAUGGGUGGGCCGGAAGAACCACUGAAACCAAACCAUCUCCGUCUCGCCUAUUAUUCUCGCAGCGUCAAGGAGAUAUAUUCUCAGAAUAGUCACCGGCGGAAUCCUUUCAUGAUUAUGAAUGGAACGCCGUACACUGGCGUACCGACUAUACCACCUCCUCAAUUCAGUACGUUUGCCACCACAAUUGAUCCUCCUCGACCCUUGCCAGACUUCGUAUCAAAGGCUCCAUUACAUCCUACGACAACAGCGGCUCAACAACAGGUGUAUUCACCAACAGCAGCUCCGUACCCUGCCGUACAGGCUCAUCUGGAUUCGCCUGCUCCUUCGCCAAACCCUGAAGGCAAUAAGCCUAGCACAGUUCAAGAGUCAUUUGCGAUUACACCAAAUGUUACGAAUGAGACAAAGGAACCACAAAAACCGGCAGAGACGCACCACAAGAAACAUCACAAGUUACCACUGGCUCCAACAUCGUCAAAGUGCUAUGACGCUAAAAGAACUUUCAAGGUAAUUAUUGUAGGCGAUGCAGGUGUUGGCAAGACAUGCCUGUCAUUUCGGUUCUGUUGUGGUAGAUUUCCCGAGCAUACCGAGGCCACCAUAGGUGUCGAUUUCCGGGAAAGAAGUUGUGUAAUAGAGAGAGAAUGCUCAAGCCCCUCAUCCUUUGCCUCGCUUCGCUCCUGGAUUAACGAGUGUGAGAAGAACGGGCUCACAGCGGACUGUGAUGUGCCACGAAUUCUUAUUGGGAACAAAUGUGACCUGAAGUCAUUAGGAGCCUCGCGUGUCGAUACCGAUGCUGCUCAGUGUUCGCUGACUCGCAACAAUAUGGCGCUUUCGAGAACGUCAGCUAAGGCAGAUUCGGAAGCGGACCAUGUUGAGUCGAUAUUCCUGACACUGCUUCAUAAGCUGCAGCAAAGCAAACCCAUGCAUGUGCAGAGUGAGGGAGAACGGCAAGCAAAGGUGGGUGAGAGUCUUGGCACAGAAUUUUUUGUAGUGAACUAA